CACGUGAUCCGGGGAUGAGGUGGAGUUCGGCUUUAAGGGGGCGUCUCUUCCUAUCUUCAUCAAUCUUUAGGAUUUGAGCAGGAGAAAUACCAGCGGAUCUUUUCUCCCCUCUCUGCUCCCUUCCGUUACCGUUCUUCCCGCUUUCGUAAACGGGCGGAAAAGACGAAUCCAACGGAGGAGUGCUCAGAUUUGUCAUGCCCACCUGGAUCCUGUGCAAAAGCCUAACUCACUAGGUGACACGCAGGCAGGGGGGCGUGCAGAGCCUGCCUGUCUCUACCUGCACAGAAAUGUAGAAGCAGUAUCUGGCAGUCCUAAGACUCUAGAAUGCUUCCCUGGUGAAGAAGAGAGCAGAAAGAGAUCCAGCCCAGCUGCCCACCUAUGACUAAAGCAUUGUUCAUUUCAAGGGAAUGAAGAAUUCAGAAUAAUUUUGAGAAAUGGAUUGCAAUAUGGAGAAUUAAGAAAAAGCUGAACAUUUGAUCUGCUUUGAAGAAACAUAUUUUCCAUUUGUCUAGUGUAAUCUAUAACAACCAAACCAAUCAAAAUGAAUUCAACAUUAUUUUCCCAGGUUGAAAAUCAUUCAAUCUUCUGUAAUUUUUCAGAGAAUUCCCAGUUUUUGGCUUUUGAAAGCGAUGAUUGUCAUCUGCCCUUGGCCAUGAUAUUUACAUUAGCUCUCGCUUAUGGAGCUGUAAUUAUUCUUGGGGUCUCCGGAAACCUGGCCUUAAUUAUAAUCAUCUUGAAACAAAAGGAGAUGAGAAAUGUUACCAAUAUCCUGAUUGUGAACCUUUCCUUCUCAGACUUGCUUGUUGCCAUCAUGUGUCUCCCUUUCACAUUUGUCUACACCUUAAUGGACCACUGGGUUUUUGGUGAGGCAAUGUGCAAGUUGAAUCCUUUUGUGCAAUGUGUUUCAAUCACCGUGUCCAUUUUCUCUCUGGUUCUCAUUGCUGUGGAGCGCCAUCAGCUGAUAAUCAACCCGCGAGGGUGGAGACCCAGUAACAGACAUGCUUAUGUAGGUAUUGCUGUCAUUUGGGUUCUUGCUGUGGUUUCUUCUCUACCUUUCCUCGUCUAUCAAGUAUUGACAGAUGAGCCGUUCCAGAAUGUAACACUUGACGCAUUCAAGGACAAAUACGUGUGCUUUGAUAAGUUUCCAUCGGACUCCCAUAGAUUAUCUUAUACAACUCUCCUCUUGAUGCUGCAGUAUUUUGGCCCACUCUGUUUUAUAUUUAUUUGCUACUUCAAGAUAUAUAUACGCUUAAAAAGGAGAAACAACAUGAUGGACAAGAUGAGAGACAAUAAAUACAGGUCCAGUGAAACCAAAAGAAUCAACAUCAUGCUGUUGUCCAUCGUAGUAGCGUUUGCAGUCUGCUGGCUACCCCUUACCAUCUUUAACACUGUGUUUGAUUGGAAUCAUCAGAUCAUUGCUACGUGCAACCACAAUCUGUUAUUCCUGCUGUGCCACCUUACAGCAAUGAUUUCCACUUGUGUCAACCCCAUAUUUUAUGGAUUUCUGAACAAAAAUUUCCAGAGAGACUUGCAGUUCUUCUUUAACUUUUGUGAUUUCCGGUCUCGGGAUGAUGACUAUGAGACAAUAGCCAUGUCUACCAUGCACACAGAUGUUUCUAAGACUUCUUUGAAACAAGCAAGCCCAGUCGCAUUUAAGAAAAUCAACACUGAUGAUAAUGAAAAAAUCUGAAACUCCUGUAGCAUAUGGUCCCAGAUGACAUCUGUCUAAAAACAAGCACAACCUGUAACAUCU
Messenger RNA from Enhydra lutris kenyoni (northern sea otter), 1753 nucleotides. Its product is annotated as neuropeptide Y receptor Y1. Gene Ontology annotation, molecular function: neuropeptide binding; neuropeptide Y receptor activity. Gene Ontology annotation, cellular component: neuron projection; plasma membrane. The transcript is spliced from 4 exons. The record is from RefSeq and is a predicted model, not a curated record. Gene Ontology annotation, biological process: G protein-coupled receptor signaling pathway. Lineage: Eukaryota; Metazoa; Chordata; Mammalia; Carnivora; Mustelidae. The coding region runs from base 542 to 1690 and encodes 382 amino acids.